This is a messenger RNA of Ctenocephalides felis (cat flea), 2020 nucleotides long. Its product is annotated as insulin-like receptor. Gene Ontology annotation, biological process: positive regulation of kinase activity; protein phosphorylation; glucose homeostasis. Lineage: Eukaryota; Metazoa; Arthropoda; Insecta; Siphonaptera; Pulicidae. The record is from RefSeq and is a predicted model, not a curated record. Gene Ontology annotation, cellular component: axon; membrane; insulin receptor complex. Gene Ontology annotation, molecular function: ATP binding; insulin receptor substrate binding; insulin receptor activity.
GGUUCUGAUGAUAUAACUGUAUUUCGCGCACAAGUUAUUUCUACAAAUCAAAGUCUGGGCGAAGUAGUAGCUUCAUGGGAAGAACCCAAAGAGCCUAAUGGUCUAAUAUAUAUGUACCAAAUAGAGUAUAACCGAGUGGAUUUAAUUGAUGCAAAACCUGUUCCAAUAUGCGUGACACAGCAAGAUUUUAUAGACAGGAAUCGUAUGUAUGCAAUUAAGAAUUUAACUCCAGGAAAUUAUAGCAUUCGUGUAAUGGCCGUCUCAAAAGCUGGAAAUGGAAAAUAUUCCGAAAUGAAAUACUUUUUGAUAAUGGAACCAUCUACUGGCCUAACUUCUGGCGAAAUUGUUGGAUAUACUUUUCUUGCACUACUUCUUUCAUUUAUAUUAUCCAUUUUGGCAUAUUUUGUGCACAGAAAGUAUUUUUCUCCGCCUAGCAUUAAGUUAAUCACUUCUGUUAAUCCUGAAUAUGUCAGUAUGCAGUACCAACCUGAUGAAUGGGAAGUUCCCCGAGAGAAAAUAAAAUUGAUAAGGGAAUUGGGUCAAGGCUCUUUUGGAAUGGUGUACGAGGGUAUAGCUUGCGAUUUAGUACAAGGCAACAGUGAAAUCAAAUGUGCGAUUAAAACUGUGAAUGAGCACGCCACGGAUCGCGAGCGCAUUGAGUUUUUGAACGAGGCAUCUGUUAUGAAAGCGUUCGAUACUGCCCAUGUGGUACGCCUGCUUGGAGUUGUUUCCCGUGGUCAGCCUACUUUAGUGGUUAUGGAAUUGAUGGCCAAUGGUGAUCUCAAAAGCUAUCUUCGCUCUCAUCGUCCAGAUAGUGAUGUGUAUGAUCCGGAGAUUUGCGUACAACCACCAACGCUUAAGAGAAUUUUACAGAUGGCUAUUGAAAUAGCUGAUGGAAUGGCAUAUCUUUCAGCAAAAAAAUUUGUGCAUCGAGAUUUAGCAGCUAGGAAUUGCAUGGUUUCAGAAAACCUAACUGUAAAGAUUGGAGAUUUUGGUAUGACGCGAGAUAUUUAUGAAACAGAUUAUUAUAGGAAGGGUACCAAAGGUCUUCUGCCUGUUCGCUGGAUGGCACCUGAAUCAUUAAAAGAUGGUGUUUUCACAAGCAGUUCCGAUGUUUGGAGCUAUGGUGUUGUGUUGUGGGAAAUGGCUACAUUAGCUUCUCAACCAUAUCAGGGAUUGUCAAAUGAUCAAGUUUUACGUUACGUGAUUGAUGGCGGUGUUAUGGAAAGACCCGAAAAUUGUCCAGACCAGUUAUAUGAGCUGAUGCGCCUUACUUGGCAGCACAAACCAUCAGCAAGACCAUCUUUCUUUGAACUUGAGACUUUGUUGCAUGCAGAUGCCAAUCCUGAGUUUAAGAAGAUUUCAUUUUACCAUUCUCCUCAAGGUCAAGAAGCGCUGAUAAAUAUGCAAAAUACAAUUUUAGUCAAUGACGAUCCAUCCACGCCUUUGCAUCACACCGAAGAUGAUGAAUUUCAGUCCGAGUUUGAUGUAAAGAAAACAGGCCAACAAAUGCCAAAACCUGAUCUAAUGGAGAGACUUCUCUCGAGACAUGAAAUGGAUACAACAUUCAGCUUAGAUCAAAAGGUAGGUUCAUAUCAGGACAGUAUGAGUUACAUAGGUUCUACACCAGGCACAUCAUAUGGACAUCGGGAUAGGGAAUUCUCUGAAGAUGCUGGUAGUUUAUUUGGGUCUCGAAGUCCUGCUUUCUAUUCCAUAACGAACAAAAGUAAUGCAGUGUCUCCUGAGCGGCGGCGUAAAGAUUCUGAGGAAGAAGAAACGCAAUUCUCGACAACGGCCCCCAUGUUGCUUUCAAAUGCUAAUGGAUAUAUCAUGGGAGCAAUAACUUCUAAAAAUGGUACUGCCAAUAUCAAAACUGCAGAUCGUUAAUUCUAUUUUAUUUAAUUAAAAAAUCUUUCAUUUAAAAAUAAAUGAAUUCAAUAAGCAUCAAAGUUUACAUCACAUAUUUAUAUCGUUUUAGAUUUCAACCUUAAACCAUAUACAUAUUUGACUUUAAAGCAUA